Molecule: messenger RNA, 1134 nt
Organism: Rotaria sordida
Lineage: Eukaryota; Metazoa; Rotifera; Eurotatoria; Philodinida; Philodinidae
Source: the annotation of a GenBank genome assembly
AUGGACUCGAAUACAAUCACUCUUCAUACAAUACCAAUUCGUACGGAUGACAAGGAAAACAUAAUUAGAUAUGAAGCAUCAACAAAUAGUGACCGCCUUUUAACAAGAGUCUGGAACGAUGAGGUUAAUUUCGUUGAAAACGAGGUAUUAACAAUAUUACAAAUCGGAUCGAAUGGACUUGGACAUCGUGGAGUACAGUAUUUGGCAGAUUUGCUAAAAGAUAAUACGUCAAUCACGACACUCAACCUUGCAGUGUGUCCAGCUGGAACUGUUAGUAAUCAGCGAGAGAGAUUCUACAAUUAUUCUCGACAACAACAGCCAGUUGCACGUUUUCGACUGAAUCAACCGAUUAGGCCACAACAUCUAGCAGAUGCAUUAAACAACCAUUCGACGAAUUUUUGUGGAACAACAUUUACUGUGACUUGUGAUACAUGGAUAACGGAAUUUGAACUCUCAUCAAAUCACAUUAGAAAUGAUGGAAUGCAAUAUCUGGCAAAUGCAUUGAAAAGCAACAAGACUCUCAAGGCACUCCAUCUCCAAUGGAAUUUUAUUGGAGAUCUUGGAGUACAGUGUCUAGCAGAUGCAUUAAAAAUCAACAUGACAGUUAAAACACUUCAUCUUGCAUGGAAUAUGAUUGGAAAUGUUGGAGUAAGACAUUUGGCUGAUGCUUUAAAAUGCAAUACGACAUUAACAACAUUGAAUCUUGCAUCAAAUAACAUCUUUGAUGAUGGAAUAAAGGAUUUAGCAGAUGCACUAACUAUAAACACGACGCUCACAACACUUCAUCUUGGAUCGAAUGCAGUCCGAAAUGAUGGCGCACAGCACCUGGCUAACGCAUUACGACAUAAUAAGACACUCAUAUCACUCCAUCUCGGAUCAAAUUAUAUUGAAGAUGAUGGGGCAAAGCAUCUAGCAGAUGCAUUAGAAAACAAUACAACACUGACGAUACUCUAUCUAAAAUUCAAUAGAAUCGGAGAGAAUUGGAUGAAACAUAUUGCUUCUGCAUUGGAAAAAAAUAAGACAUCAAAGAUAGUCGGUAUCAAACCAAACGAUAUUGAUGAUGUUGGAACAGUACCUGUUGUAGAUAUGUUAAGCAACAAUACGAAGGAGGAAACAGUCUCUCCAUCUGGCUGA